This is a messenger RNA of Oncorhynchus nerka (sockeye salmon), 2699 nucleotides long. RefSeq lists its product as uncharacterized. The transcript is spliced from 8 exons. Bases 74 to 2029 code for a protein of 651 amino acids. Lineage: Eukaryota; Metazoa; Chordata; Actinopteri; Salmoniformes; Salmonidae. The record is from RefSeq and is a predicted model, not a curated record.
CUCAAGCUGUGUUCGGUAUAGAGGACAUCCGUGUCGACUGAAAGGUGGAAAACGAAACAUCACAUUUCUUGCGAUGAAAAUAAAGUGGUGGCUCUGUAUUUUAUGGAGAGUAUUUUCACUUAGUAUUGCAAUAUCUACAUCGGGUAUUUAUGGGUCUCCAUCUGUUUCACGUCCAGUUGGCAGGAGAAAAGUCCUCAAACUGGGCACAUCACAAGGCGUUGGUGACUUAUCCACAGCAAACAGAAAAUCAAGCCCGAGGAUACUCUCUCACAGUAUCUCAUUCAGAACACCCCAACUCACACCAGCGCCUGUAAGGAUAUAUUCCUCUCCACCACCACAGAUCCAGCGCCCUACGCUUCUCGAUAGGCCUGUACCAAAGUCUCAACGUGAUUUUGCUACGCUCCCGGACGUUUCGGUUACGUGUUCCAGUGGUGACUUCGUGGUCCGGGUCAAACGGGAUUUUUAUGGUUUUGAGGCCGACACAGAGGAGUUGACGCUGGGGAGCACCUGCAAGAGUAACGGUGUUCUCAUGCCUUAUGGUGACUUGCUCUUCUCUUAUCCAUUGAUGGAGUGUGAUGGCAAACGGCAGAUGCCACCGGGUUAUCUCAUCUAUACAUAUGUGCUCCAUUACACGCCUCUGACCUGGUUCCCACGCAGAGCGCAUCGCUUUAACGUGCAGGUCGAGUGUCGGUUUCAAAGGUAUCAUCAUGUUAAUCAGCUGGUGGUGCGCCCUACGUGGGAAACACACACCGGGCUUAAAAAACUAAAGGGGCGCGUUAACUUCCGAAUCCAGCUGAUGGACGAUGCAUGGGCCAUGCCAGCCAAGUCCCAGGUGUACAUGCUGGGACAGACCAUUAAUUUCCAGGUUUCUGCACUUAAUCUAUCCCAUGGAGGAAAGCUUUUCAUCAACCACUGCUAUGCCACAACAUCUAAAGACCGCAAGACAUCCCUCAAGUUCACUGUCAUUGACAACUUUGGCUGCAUGCUGGAGAGCCAGAAGAACCCUGGUGGCUCUCAGUUUGUCUCCCCCAGGACUGAUGACACCCUCCGGUUCUUCCUCAGUGCCUUCCAGUUCACCUCUGACCCAGACACACCGGUCUUCCUUCACUGUAAACUGCAUGUGACAUCAGAGGAAACUGGCCCCAUACACAAGUCUUGCACCUACCAAGAGAACAGGUGGAAAGCUGUUAUGGGAGAGGAUUCCAUCUGUGACUGCUGUGACUCCAAAUGUGUGACACCGAAACCCAGAAGAUCCAUGGUGAAGGGGUUUGCCAGCAGCGGGCCUCUACUGCUCUUAGAUCAGCCAUCCGCACCAAAGGGUGGUUUCCCACCAGUCAGUCCCUCACUAGUUGAAGACACUGUCUGGUUUGAGACCAAAAUGGAUGAGUUUGACAACCCAGAUCUACUGGAAACCAUUGAUGUGGAGAAGUAUUGUGAUAAGGAAGAGGGUUAUACUCGUUCCAAGGAGGAUGAAUCAGUGCCAUUGGAGGGUGAGGAGUCAGUGGUUCAGACUGUGUUUAGAAAGGGGGAGAUAUUUGAGGGCACACAGGGGUCAGGUGUGAGGGAUUCGGAGUUGAUAAGGGGAGAGGGGUCAGGGUUUAGAGCUGAGGGGACAGGGUUGCGACUAGAGUUUCCAUGGGAGAGGGCAGAGUUGAGAGAGAGGAAUCCAUGGGAAAGUAAGGGAUCAGUGUUGACCGAGGAGGGCGCCAUUGAAAGGCAAUGGAUGCAUCCACAGGAGGAGUCCUCCCUGGGAUCAGAGAUGGGGGGAAUGUCUGUAUCACAGGAAGAGGUGGUUUCACAGUCCAUGGAGGAAUGGGGAUUUGGGGUGGGUGAGGCGCAACCACUUGUGAUUCCUGAGGAUGAGGGGAGGGAAGGAAGAGUGGAGUCUGGGGAAACCGAUGAGGAUGACAAGACGUUUCCACUCUUCUCUGAGACUGGUGAGGAGAUCAUUAGUGAUUAUGACGGGCUGGUAGAGUCCGGGAUUGACGGUGGGAAAGACUUGCCCGGGGUUUGGCAUUUCAAGUGGUGAUGGGGUCAGUGACUGAGACCAUACAGUGGUUCAUUCUAAUCUUAACCAUAGACUUCUACUAUGGUACACCACUGACACAGUUGAAAUAAAUAGUCAAUGCAACUCUUAAUUUCUUAAUCACCAGAUGGAAUGGGAAGUCUUUCUACAAGAUUUGUUUUACUUUGACUUAAACAUUUGAGGAAGUAAACUUUUCAGCCAAAAUUACAAAUCCUUUCCUUGUCUUUAUCUCAAAGCAGGAAAUGCACAUAACGGUAGGUGAAGGAUACUGAUAAGGUAAUGACAUCAGUAGGCCCACUGUUUUCCCAGUCAGACAUUACAUUAAUAAAUUUGCCCUACAAUGUUUGUACAUACUACAUGAUUUUUCUGAGCAUGCUAACUAGGGUCAUUGUAAAAUGUGAACAUGGGAUAACAAACCAACCACUGCUAUUCAAGCAGUAUCCACAAUAUCUCCGCUAAGUGUGUCAUAAGUGCUAUAAAGGAAGUUAAUGUUUGUUUCCCUGUCACACUGACUGAGAAGCUUUGGUUGAAAAUGUUCCAGAUCACACCCACUGCAUUGCCUCACCUUGAUUGAGCUAAUAAACUGACUGGUACAGAAAGCUAUGGGUGAUAUUUUUUACAUUUCAUUAACCUGACAUGGAGACUGUAUUACUCACUUUCAGACUAUUACUGU